Messenger RNA from Bemisia tabaci, 2105 nucleotides. It is a transcript of the gene Ns1, whose product is annotated as Nucleostemin 1. NCBI's taxonomy places the organism in Eukaryota, Metazoa, Arthropoda, Insecta, Hemiptera, Aleyrodidae. Gene Ontology annotation, cellular component: nucleolus. Gene Ontology annotation, molecular function: GTP binding. The record is from RefSeq and is a predicted model, not a curated record.
UCCUAACCUCUUCAAUUUGACAAAACGAAAUAGCGAAAUCAACGUGUUUUAUUUCAACGUGACUAACACAUGAUUAAGAUUCUUUUUAACAAUUUACGUUUUUUCGUCUCUUACCUAGUGAUAUUUUUUUAAUUUCCUUAUAUUUCAGUGACAACCCCCGACCAUGGUGUCUAUGAGGAACAUUGCCAAAAAGGGCAAAAAGAAGAAGAAAACCGCGACUACUCGCUAUGCCAUGCUAAAGAGGGUUGCUAAGAAAAAGAAAAAGGAGAAGAAAUUGGCCAAAAAAGCACCAAAAAGGCCAAGACCAAAGAUUAUUCAAAUUCCGAACUGCCCUCUGAAAGAGGGAUUUUUGAAAGAUGUGGAUGCCUACAAUGAAAGCCGAAAAGAGGAGAAAAAGAAAGCGUUUGAGGAAAUGGUCAAAGUACGUGAAAGUAAACGGUUGGACACAAUGCAAGUUGAUGCUCCAGGCCCAUCUCUCGAAAAAAUGAUGAAAGAUGUGGAAAGAAGGCAAAAGAUUCACAGUAUUUUUGAUAAACCAGAGGAAAAUUCAGAUUUCAAGGAUGAAAAAACCAAGUAUUCACAAAGAAAUACUCAUCGUUCAUUGUACAGAGAAUUCAAGAAGGUGAUAGAAGCUGCAGAUGUCAUUUUGCAUGUCCUGGAUGCUCGAGAUCCUCUGGGCACAAGAAGUGUUCUAGUAGAAAAGUCCGUAGACGCCUCCCCUGGAAAACGACUGGUGUACAUUUUGAACAAGGCUGAUUUAGUUCCUCGAGAAUCUUUGGAGAAAUGGUUAGUAUUUCUUCGGAAAUCACGGCCAACUGUAGCAUUUAAAGCGAGCACCCAGCAACAACAAUCGAAACUAGGCCAACGUAAGUUAGUGAAAAACGAUAAAAUGGAACUCUCGCUGAACGUCUCAAGUUGUGUUGGAGCGGAACUUCUGAUGACGCUCUUAGCGAACUACUGCCGUAACAAAGAUAUCAAAACGUCCAUCGUCGUCGGAGUUGUUGGUCUUCCAAAUGUGGGUAAAAGUAGCUUAAUCAACAGUUUGAAACGACAGCAAGUUUGCCAGGUCGGCAAGAAACCAGGAAUCACGCGCACACUGCAAGUCAUUCAAUUGGAUAAAAAUAUCAAGCUUCUAGAUAGUCCUGGUGUUGUUUUUGCAAGGAAUGAAGACAAAGGUAUAGUUGCUUUGAAAGGAGCUUUCGACAUUCCUAACCUCACCUCGUCAGACGUGUUUCCUGCUGCGACAGCAAUAUUGCAGAGGGCGUCAAAGCAGCAGAUGAAAGAAUUGUAUGAUAUACCGGAUUACAAGACACCUGGAGAGUUCUUCUUAAGGCUCGCUCAGAGACUGAAAAAGGUUCGAGUCUGUGGUAUCCCAGACUUGGAGGGUGCGGCAAGAACUUUGAUGCAUGACUGGCACAGAGGAAAGAUCAGGUACUUCACUGUUCCUCCAGAAAAGGACCCUUCGGAAAUCCACCUUAGUGCAAAGAUCGUGAACGAAGUUGCAGCAGAAUUCAAUGUAGAUUCUUAUCAUGGUAUGGAGAGUGCGGACUUGAACAAGAUCAUCGAGUUGAACGAUAAGGAAAUGAAAUCGCAGCCCGACAGAAAAGUUGCCGAAGUGUGUGUCGACUCUAUUCCCCUGAAAACAAUAGAAGAUCCUGACUCUGAUGAGGAAGCCGAAAAUGAAGAUGAGGAUGAAGAAAUGGAGGAAGAUGGCGAGGAUUUGCAGGACAAACCACAAGAUGAUCUUUCAGAAAAUAUAGCGAUAGACACUGUGGGCCCGCUGAAAAAAGGGAAACAGCGCUGGCGGAAGAAGAAAGACAAAGGCAAGGAUGAAGAGGAUGUCGUGGCCAUGGAGCCAGGGAUCAUGAAAAUUCGCAAGGUGCAGAAAAUGAAAGCAAAAAAAGUGAGAAAAGAGAAAGCAAGGAGAGAUCGAGCUGCUAUGGACGUAGCUGAUAAUUUAGAAAAACUGCAAGUGAAAAUGAAAGGCAAUGAUGAUGACAACUACAAUUUCGAAUUGGACUUCUUCAAACACACUGAUGAACAGGUGCAUAAUUUAAUCACCUAAUCAUGAUUGUAGGCAGAAAAAAUAAAAUUGUUAAAGCGUU